CGUCUGUCCCCUCUCCCACCGGCCUCUCUUGGGACCUACAGCUUGGCAAGGGUGGGAGGUCGAGAAGUCUUAGGGACGGGGGGCUCCAGCCCGGGGGGCUCGCUUUCCUCACCUUCAUGGUUUCGGGAGCGGGCGGGUGACACCCGUUUGCCCGCAGGGCUGACGGUCUUGUGGGGGACACCUGGCUGCAGUGCUUCCCACUCACGGGGCUCUGAGAGCCACGGAAAUGCCCCGGUGGCACCGCACGCCCCUCUGGCUUUCCCAGGGGAACGGCUGGUCUUGCGAGGUCUUCCAGCGACACGAGCCUGAACGGGGUCCGCGGCGCCUUCGUCACGCGGAUGCAGCUGUGCCGGGAUUGGAGAUCUCACACUUGGGGCAAUAAAAGGAUGUUAAGCUACCAGGAUGGCUGAGGCAACCACUGUCCCCACCGAGACGCACACUCUCCUGAAUGAGUAUGGGGACUACCACAACUGGUCCGAGCUCUUCCACCUCCUCAACUACACCUACACCUUCUGCGAGUUCAGCCUGGAUGAGAACGUCAAGCGGGUGAUCCUCUUCAUCCUUUACCUGGUCAUCUUCGUGGUGGGCUUGGUGGAGAACCUCCUUGUCAUCUGGGUCAACUGGCAGACACGGGGCAACAAGAGCUUGGUCAACCUCUACAUCAUCAACAUGGCUAUUGCUGACCUCGGAGUGCUGCUCUCACUGCCCAUCUGGAUGCUGGAGGUGAUGCUGGAUUACACCUGGCUCUGGGGCAGCUUCCUCUGCCGCUUCACGCACUACUUCUACUUUGCCAACAUGUAUGCCAGCAUCUUCUUCCUCACCUGCCUUAGUGUGGAUCGCUACGUGUCCCUGACCAGCUCCUCCCUCUUCUGGCGUAAACACCAGCACCGCGCACGCCGCAUCAUCUGCGCCUGCAGUUGGGUCUUGGCAGCAGCGAUCCCAUUCCUGGAGGUUGCUCACAUGCAGCUGGUCAAUACCGGAGAGCCCAUCUGCAUCUUCAUGGCCCCCUUCGAGACCUAUGACGAAUGGGCACUGGCAGUCAGCUUGGCCACCACCACCAUCGGGUUCCUCAUCCCCUUCCCCAUCAUCACCAUUUUUAACGUCCUGACAGCCAGGUUCAUCAAGCGCACCAAGCCGGAGAGCAGGAAGCACUGUCUGCUCAUCUAUGCCUAUAUCGUGGUGUUCCUCAUCAGCUGGCUGCCCUUCCACAUCAUGCUCACGCUGCUCACCCUCGAUGGCAACCACAUCAUCCUCCACUGCACCUUCGCCCACUUCCUCUACUUCUUCUAUGACAUCAUAGACUGCUUCACCCUGCUCCACUGCGUGAUCAACCCAGUCCUCUACAACUUCCUAAGCAAAAACUUCCGCAGCAAGCUCAUCUCUGCCGUGGUUAAGUACAUCCCCAAAGACCAACGCAGCCAGAAGGGACCAGACAAUUCCUCCUCCACCACGCAGCACUCCAUAGUCAUCACAAAGGACAACAACCCUCCCAAUUAAGGGGGAUCGGACUCUCGCACUCUUCGCUGGCGAGCGGUUGCGGGGGGGGGGACAGCUCCCUGCACUCACUGAGGUCAGUAAGAUUGUUUUUCCUGGUGAUAAGCAGACACUUUGCUUUUAAACAGCACUUCUUGGCUGGCCACCUCCUGUGCUCUGAAGGCAGGGCAGGGUGCCAAACGUGAAAUGAGAUGGUGUGGGGAGCCACAGACUUCUUGCCUCUGAUGUGCUGCUCUAUCAGAUCUAUUUAGCUAAAGAAAGAAUAUGAGAAUGUGAUAUUUCCUGUUUUCCAAAAGAAACACUUGCAGUAAUAAAGUGCAUUACUCCGCCUGCUCGGAAGUUUGAACACAAAUCCGGCCCCUGGGACCCGACCCCCGUACCCGCCCCAGCCGCGGGGCUGGGGGCACAUGAUCCUUUCCCUUCACCACAAGUUUUUCUGCAGCCCCUGACCUACAUUUAUCCACGUGCUCCGGAUACGCGGUGCUGCAGAGGUGCCCGGUGAGUGCUGCCCCUCUGCCAUCCAAAGCAGGAGAGAGGAAAUUCAUUCAUUCGAAACACAAACCUCUUCUCCCCAUGCCCAGAAAAUGGCUGAAAGCCUGAUUUUACAGAAAUGAAGGCAAUGCGACCCUGAGGGGCCGAGCACAACACAGACCUGAGCUUUAAUGCGGGGAGGUUCAAGAUCAGCAACUCACUGAGAGCGAUUUUGCAAACCCAGCAGUAAACUAGUGAUGGUUAAAGUUGGGUUUGACUGGGCACAGCUGCUUCCAAACGUGACCAGCGGCAGCAGAGCUGGGGUGCCCAGUUUGUGUUUCGCAGCAGGAGACCCAUUCCAUUAAACUCCACCUCCUUUAGGGAUCUCCUGGCAGGUUUCUAAGGCCACUGGGCACAAAUUUAAACGCUGGCAGGCUCCAGCAGCCCUUCACGUGUGCUCUUUUUCAAUCAAAGUCGCACUGGAGCAUGCCCCGCGGGAACACGUACGCGUGCGGAAAGCCUCGGAGCCGGAGCACGGGCUGGGCUUGGGCUGUGUAAGAAACUGGAGCAUCCGGAGAAAGUUCAUCAUUGUCCGGAUUCUGCUAAGUCACGUGCUGCGGGUCAAGCCCUCGGCAGGGGAAGGUGAAAGAGCGACAGUCACUGGAAGGGAGUUCAUAAAUCUACCAAAGGCCUUGAGCUGCUCAAGAAACACAUUUUUAAAAAAGCAAAGCAUAAGCAAAUCUAGGGACAGGAUGCUCGCAGCAGAGCGGUGGGGUGGGGAGCAGGAUGUCCCGGGCUGCGGGAGAAGCCCACGACCAGGGGUUAACACGGGCACACAGUUAUCACAGGACUGGCGGGGAAUGGCUCUGCUAUUUACAGGAGCCCUGUGACAGGAUAAAUCAGUAAACACUUCAGGACUCCUUGUGCACAGAGGCGUUCCUUCUUACUACCUGGGGAUACUGGUUUUAACAGAAAAAGCCAAAUCCGUCUUUUACACAGAAAUAUUUUGCGCUGCGGCUGGGGAAGAAGCCAGUCCCCUCAGACACAACAGCGCCCUGCUGAGGGAAGCAACUUGCGGCCCUUCCUCUGCCUUAAUUGCAUUACUUACACACAGUUUCACAACUUGAGAGUGUCGAGCCAAUUAGACGAAGUCCUCCGGGGCAGGGGUCGUCAGGACCUCACCGCUUUUGUCCCUGCCACCCUCCUGGGCACAACGUGCGCAGUGAAGCCGAGCAGCCCCAAAACUGGCCGGUGAAUGUGAAGGCAGCUUCACGCUGACACGACCCACAGCUCUGAUGCUGAAUCUUCCCUAAGGCUUCCUUUUGCUAAUACCCUGCCACGUUCAAUGAAGACACGGAAGAUAAGUACACAAUAACAACACACUUGACGUGUGACAUAACCAGGACAGCAACAUUCCAUUUCAAGUUACUGAAACAUGUAAAACUUGGUAUUUGACCUAUUAAACUUCUGAUUUUUUAACUCUC
Messenger RNA from Phalacrocorax carbo (great cormorant), 3449 nucleotides. Lineage: Eukaryota; Metazoa; Chordata; Aves; Suliformes; Phalacrocoracidae. The record is from RefSeq and is a predicted model, not a curated record.